This is a messenger RNA of Gamsiella multidivaricata, 1551 nucleotides long. RefSeq lists its product as uncharacterized. Bases 109 to 1455 code for a protein of 448 amino acids. Lineage: Eukaryota; Fungi; Mortierellomycota; Mortierellomycetes; Mortierellales; Mortierellaceae. The record is from RefSeq and is a predicted model, not a curated record. The transcript has 2 exons.
UAGAUAAUAUAUACCACCAGCUGCCCGACCAUCGACUUAAUAAGGAACGGUAAUAUCUUAACCAAACAAAAGAAACCAACUCGACGCAAGGAAUCCCGCCCGAGAACAAUGAGAAUCUCUUGGGCUUUACAAACUGUGGCCGUCUUCUGUCUGGUUGCAGCCCAUCCAGUCCUAGCUGACGGCGGUCUCAACGAGCAUGAGUUGAGUCUGGAGCCCAUCCAGGGCGUCCGUGAACGUCCAGAUGUUUACUUCUACAAGCGAGCUGCUGCUGUGGGCGAAGAUCUCGCCCGCGACGAUAACAGCGCCGAGCAUGACCGUCCCCGCUCUCGCCCUGGACCCUCCCGUUCCCACACCCCUGAUACGCCUGGUCACCAUCCGGAUCCUACACAUGAGCCCAGACACAAACGACCAACUUCCGACCAUGGUGGAAAGCCAACAAAAAGCCAUCAUGACACCAAGCCCACAAAAGGACCCCACCACCCUUCCCACGGUAAAGAUCCCCACCGUGGCAAGGUCCCUCAUCAUGGCAAGGACCCUCACCACGGCAAAGAUCCUCAUCACGGUAAGGAUCCUCAUCAUGGCAAGCCUCCCAGCCAUAAGCCAAAGCCAAAGCCAAAACCCUCCAAGACCCACAGCAAGCCUACCAACCACCCCUCCAAGUCCACGAAGCACCCCCCCAAGCCCACGAAUCACAAGCCCAGGCCAACAGCAACGAAGGCACCAUCCGUAACGACCACCACGGAUGUACCCGCCAUUGUUCCUACCACCACGGAGGCACCCGCCAUUGUUCCUACCACCACGGAGGCACCCGCCAUUGUUCCUACAACCACUAAUGUCUCGACCACAACUGCAACCCCUGUAGUGCCCGUGACCAUCAGCGUCCCUGGCAAUGUUCAGGGUGAUCCAUCCAAUGGCGCAAACGAACCUUUAUCCAGCUCCCAGCCCACAUCUGGAAUGGUCUCCGGCCCGGGAACAACGACCAAGAUGUCUGGAGGCUCCAACUCCGCGCUGGCGACCGUCUUAGGAGUUGUCGUCGGCUCUGUUGCAUUGGUGGGCCUCGUUGCUCUGGGCGUCUACCGCCGUCGGGAAAGGAGGCGAGCAACUGAGGAGUACGCGGCACCCAACGUGGAGAUGGAUGAGGCGCCCCGAACGGCUUUCAGGCACGAGUCCUUUAUGGCAUUGGUCAAGGAUGCGGCGCAAGGAUUCUAUGCGCCAGGUACAGAGGACCCCACAAAAGCGGUUGGAGCGUCUACUGCUGUUGCAGUCGCCAGCGCUGGCGCUGGUCCUGUAAGCAUCAGCCAUGAUCUUUCCCGCCAGGGUAGUACUCGGUCCCAGAAUAGCCAACGCAGCCAACUGUCACGUCGAUCGGGCACCUUCUCUGGCAACAACUCUCUCAACGGUGCCAUGCCCCCCUCGUCGUCGCCUCCUCCUCUGGCCUAUCUUGGAGGACGCUAAAUUCCCGUCUAUAGGUCCAUCAUUGUCUUUUUGUCUCUGUUGCCCAUCACAGACUUGUCGUUUCUAGCUCCCAUUUUAACAUCAUGAGGAUUGUGC